AUGAAUUUAAGAGGAAGACAAGUGGAGAUAGCUGAUCCAUUGUGCCCAUUCUACAACAAUUUGGAUGAAGAUGCAGCGCACCUUUUCUUCAACUGUAGCAAGAUAGAGUACUUGGGACAUAUAGUUUCAGGUGAAGGAGUUGCUAUGGAUGCUACUAAGGUUCAGGCAGUUCUAGAGUGGCCUACACCACUCAAUAUCAAGCAGCUAAGAGGUUUCUUAGGCCUCACUGGUUACUAUCAAAGGUUUAUCAAAGGAUAUGCAAAGCUUGCUGCACCAUUGACAGAUUUACUUAAAAAAGAAGCAUUCAAGUGGACAUUAGAGGCAAAGACAACAUUUGUUCAAUUGUAG
Molecule: messenger RNA, 348 nt
Organism: Glycine soja
Lineage: Eukaryota; Viridiplantae; Streptophyta; Magnoliopsida; Fabales; Fabaceae
Exons: 2
Coding region: 1-348 (115 amino acids)
Source: RefSeq, a predicted model, not a curated record